Glarea lozoyensis ATCC 20868 is the source of this 1380-nucleotide messenger RNA. RefSeq lists its product as uncharacterized. Lineage: Eukaryota; Fungi; Ascomycota; Leotiomycetes; Helotiales; Helotiaceae. The record is from RefSeq and is a predicted model, not a curated record. The transcript is spliced from 2 exons. Bases 1 to 1380 code for a protein of 459 amino acids.
AUGAAGACCAUUCCUACACAUUUCCACCCGAACCGUCCUAUGUUCAGACCAACUCACGUUCGCCGGUUCGGCUCAUCUUCAAAACUCCGCUCUAUCGCCGUGGCUCUCUUGCUCGUCACAGCAUAUUAUGUAUAUCGGCCUUCAAAGCCUCAGAUCAUCCCGACAUGGCACGAGCUACCCUCAAGCAAACCCAUCGAUGGAUGUAGUCCAAACACAUCUCUAGCACUCUCCCGCGUCGUGAUAACCACCAAAACAGGCGCAACAGAAGCCUCCCUCAAACUACCCCCCCAGCUCCGCAACUCCCUCCGAUGCGCACCCCACCUCUACGUCUUCAGCGACAUGGCCCAGAAGCUCGGAGACGUGCAAGUGCACGACGCACUCGACACGAUCCCCAGCUCCGUCAAAGACAAUAACCCAGAUUUCGAUCUCUACAGAGCACAGCUAGCUCUACAAAGCACCCCCGAAAAAAUCCCAGAGACGCUGAGCGGGUUUGUACAUCCAGGGAAUAAAGACGAUAACGCAGCGUGGGUGCUCGAUAAAUACAAAUUCAACCACAUCGUCGAAAAAACAUGGCAGAUGAAGCCCGACAUGGACUGGUACUUCAACAUCGACGCCGACACCUACGUAUUCCUCUCCAGCCUAGCCGUCUGGCUCGCCCUCCUGGACCCCCUAAAAGAAGCGCUCAUCGGCAACGUCGCCCUGAUCAUCGGCAAGGAAUUCGCGCACGGCGGCAGCGGAAUCCUGAUGAGCCGUGCAGCGACGCGGAGUUUUGUCGUCGACCACAACGGCACGGCUGCGCGCUGGGACGCGGAGAUGAGGAAUAAUUGCUGUGGCGACUGGGUGUUGGCGCAGAUUUUUAACGGGUAUGGCGUGCAGCUGAAGCCGGCGAGUCCGAUGUUGUAUGGGGAGGCGCUGGGGAGUAUUGGGUUUGAGGGCGGGAAUUGGUGUCAGCCGGUUGCGAGUUUGCAUCAUGUUGAGAAGGGGGAGGCGGAUAGGAUUGGAGCGUUUGAAGGGAGGAGGGUGGAUAGAGAUGCUGCAGUGACUUACGCCGAGAUUUUUGAUGGUCUUAUUCUCGAGUCGAUACCUUCCGAGUCCCGUGCGGACUGGGACAACUCGAGUGAAGACGAGACGGUAAAAGACAUUGAUUCAAUGGAAUCAUGUGUUUCCGCAUGUGAGAAGAACGACAAAUGUCUCCAAUUACGCUUCAAUGGCAACGAGUGCAUGCUUGGCACUAAAAAGGUGAAGUUGGGCGAGGUGGAUAAACCUAAAAAGGAGGAUGGAAAAGAUGAAAAGAAAUGGCAGAGUGGGUGGAAUCGGACUAGGAUUGCGGAGUGGGCGUCUGGACAAAAGCCUUGCACGAAGUUGGUGUUUCCUAUUUAG